AUGAUGAACGAGAAGGCGCUGGAUCCCGAGCUGCGCGUGCUCGCCGAGGAGGAUUUCGCGGUCGCCCAGGGGACCGUAGAACGGCUUUCGGGCAGGAUACAGCAGGCGCUGGUUAGGCCGCAUCCGUUCGCGCAUCUUCCUGCGCUGGUCGAGAUACGGCCCGGCACUGGGGGCUCCGAGGCCGCGAUCUUCGCAAAUGAUCUCUACAGGAUGUAUAUGGCGUAUUGCACCAUCCGUGGGUGGGGCGUGCAGGUCGUGUCGCUGCAUGAGACGGAGGCGGGGGAUGGAUUGCUGGAGGGGAUCUUCGAGAUUACGGAGGAGCGGGCGUACGAAGAGAUGCGGCUCGAGGCGGGGGUGCACAGGGUGCAGAGGAUCCCCGCAACCGAGAAGCAGGGCCGGGUGCACACGUCGACGGCGACGGUGAUGGUGCUGCCGUCGUUCCCCACGUCGGAGCUGGCGGAAGGUGAGGAGGACCCCGACUCGGUCAUCGAUAUGAAGGAUGUGCGCGUGGACAUCAUGCGUGCGAGGGGCGCGGGCGGGCAGCACGUCAACACUACCGAUUCGGCGGUCAGGAUGACGCAUAUUCCCACUGGAACCGUGGCCGCGAUUCAAGACACCCGGAGUCAGCAUAAGAACCGCGAGAAGUGCUUGUCGGUCCUGAAGAGUAGGAUCGCGCAGAAGCGCAGGGAUCAGCGGGAGGCCGAGGAGCUGGCUCUGAGACGGGGUGCGGCGAAGGUUGGCGCCGGCAGGAGCGACAAGAUGCGCACGUACAACUACUCGCAGAAUAGAGUCACAGAUCACAGGGCGGGAUACAGUUUACAUGAUCUGCCGGGCUGCAUGAAGGGAGAGGAGCUGGGCAAGAUGAUUGAGGAAGUCAAGAAGUGGAGGAUGGGAGUGGACGUGGAGAUGCUGGCGGAUGCAUGA
This is a messenger RNA of Tricharina praecox, 924 nucleotides long. RefSeq lists its product as uncharacterized. Gene Ontology annotation, biological process: translational termination. Lineage: Eukaryota; Fungi; Ascomycota; Pezizomycetes; Pezizales; Pyronemataceae. Gene Ontology annotation, molecular function: translation release factor activity. The coding region runs from base 1 to 924 and encodes 307 amino acids. The record is from RefSeq and is a predicted model, not a curated record. The transcript has a single exon.